This is a messenger RNA of Penicillium lagena, 1083 nucleotides long. Its product is annotated as putative integral membrane protein (Pth11). Bases 1 to 1083 code for a protein of 360 amino acids. The transcript has 6 exons. NCBI's taxonomy places the organism in Eukaryota, Fungi, Ascomycota, Eurotiomycetes, Eurotiales, Aspergillaceae. The record is from RefSeq and is a predicted model, not a curated record.
AUGACUUGGAUUCAUAACUUUCAUGGUCAUGACCCGGGAGACGAAACUGUCCUGAUCAUCGCUAUCGACUGUGUGUUCCCGAUUAUCGCACUUUUAGCCGUCUUCCUGCGCUUUUACGCCCGACGAUUCACCAACCGUUCCCCAUGGGUGGAUGAUUAUGCAGCUUUAUCCAGUGCAAUAUUGAUAUUGGGUCGGGCGGGACUUAUCAUUGCUUUGACGCGAUGGGGAGUUGGAUUGGAUGAUGCAUAUUUUCCACCGGAAAAUAUGAUCCCAUUUGGCAAGAUCCAAUAUGCCACUGGGCCUUUCUACACUCUUGCUCUCCUCGGUUUUAAGAUUGCUUUAUUGACCUCGUACCUUCGCAUGGGAGGUUUCGUCAAGACAUACCGCAUUAUAAUCAUUAUUGUCCUCGUCGCUGUUACCAUCAACCAAGUUUUGUUCACUCUCCUCGUCUGUGUGAGCUGUAUUCCGGUUGCAAAGCAAUGGAAUCCCUCUAUUCCAGGGCACUGCAUCGAUACGCUUGCUCUUUACUACUCCAUUGCCGCAACGAGCAUUGCCUUUGAUCUCAUCAUCAUCGCUCUUCCCCUGCCUGUUCUCUGGGGACUCUCUUUGCAACGCAAACAAAAGCUCAUGUUGACGUGUAUCUUCGCACUUGGGUUCUUCAUCACUAUUAUCCAAGUCAUCCGCAUCUUGAGUGUGUCAAACCUGUCAAACUCUUUGAACAGUCGGACCACCAUUAUCUGGAGUACGAUCGAGAUCUGCCUAGGGACGGUUAUCUGCUGCAUUCCAACUUAUGGCCCUCUCGUCAGGGCCGUUGCAUCUACCCUCCAAAAACAUGUACAGAUGUCUUCUUAUCAGCUCAACUCAAGGCGUCGAGCCAAGUUAGCCCGAGACUACCCCGAAACGAGACUUAACACUAUCCACGGCUCUAAUGAGACGCGGAAUACAACGACAAUUAGCGCUACCAGCCCAGAGGAUUUGGAAGAUCUAGGCGAUGACGAGUGUGACCAACAUGCUAGCUCAUGGAUGUACGCGGGGCAUAUCCACACCACUACACAAUUUUCGGUCGAGAAAACUCUAGUAUAA